Phoenix dactylifera (date palm) is the source of this 852-nucleotide messenger RNA. Lineage: Eukaryota; Viridiplantae; Streptophyta; Magnoliopsida; Arecales; Arecaceae. The record is from RefSeq and is a predicted model, not a curated record.
AUGGUCAAUCGUAAAAAGAGCGAGAAGACCCUCUUCGUCCCGGUCGUCGGCGAGGCUGUGAAUGACACCCUCCUGGUGGUGGUGAAGUCCGAGGGAAAGUGCAGCGCCGGCAAGUACCUGAUCUACACGCGGCGCGACCGCUGCAAGCCCAUGAACCACCACCUCUGGAGGUUCCUCAGUGCCCUGGGAGAAGCCCAGUACCUGAACCGCGCCCUCGUCAUGGAUCUCAGCAUCUGUCUCAAUUCGACGUACACCUCCAUGGAUCAAGACGAGGAGGGCAAGGACUUCCUGUUCUGCGUCGAUUUCGAGCACUUGAGGGACUCGGCGUCUGUCGUCGACGAGCGACAGUUCUGGAAAGUCACUCCCAAGAUGCUGGCCGAGGUGAAGGAUGCCCACAUCACCGGAACUACCGGUACCAGGUGUUGGUAUACGGAGACCCAGAGCCUCAACAAUGGGAUUCCAGUGGUGUUUGAUGGCUACAUGAGGGUGGAGGUUGACACUGAAGUGCUCCUGAGGGGCAAGAUGCAGAUCGAGACCGUCAAUGAUCUCACGAAUUGUUGCAAAGAUGGGAUUAACACCUGUCACAUGGAUUCCUGAACAAUUAAUUGAUGGAUUCAUUUGGUUUGCAGAAAUUUGAAGUUUUUUCCCCAUGAUAACCGCAUUAGGUUUCUGCAUUGUACCUUAUAUUUGUUGAGGAUUCCUAUUGCCUUGUAAAAAAUUUUAGUUUUUGGUAGAUAGGGGCUGCUUUGGUGGCAGGCUGAUUAAUUUGUUGCCUAGCAAGCUUCCUGUUUUCUUCUGAAUUUUGAAUUGAUUGUAUUUGUUGAGAUCUUGAAUACAAUGUCCUUUUUGUUA